GAUCGCCGACAUUCCACGUAGUGUGCUCGAGUUGUAGCGUUGUGCAGCAGAACCGAGGCUGUGCAAUAGCGAUAUAAUUUAUUUAUUUAAUAGGACUUUAAUUUAAAACUAAUUCAACAUGUGCGACGAGGAAGUAGCCGCGUUGGUGGUGGACAACGGAUCCGGUAUGUGCAAGGCCGGGUUCGCGGGCGACGAUGCGCCACGCGCCGUCUUCCCCUCGAUCGUGGGCAGGCCGCGCCACCAGGGCGUCAUGGUCGGCAUGGGACAGAAGGACUCGUACGUCGGCGACGAGGCCCAGAGCAAGAGAGGUAUCCUCACGCUCAAGUACCCCAUCGAGCACGGCAUCGUCACCAACUGGGACGACAUGGAGAAGAUCUGGCACCACACCUUCUAUAACGAGUUGCGAGUCGCGCCCGAGGAGCACCCCGUGCUGCUCACGGAGGCCCCCCUCAACCCCAAGGCUAACAGAGAGAAGAUGACACAGAUCAUGUUUGAGACCUUCAACACGCCCGCCAUGUACGUAGCCAUCCAGGCCGUGCUAUCUCUGUACGCGUCCGGUCGUACCACUGGUAUCGUGCUGGACUCUGGUGACGGCGUCUCUCACACGGUGCCCAUCUAUGAGGGCUACGCUCUGCCACACGCCAUCCUCCGUCUGGACCUGGCCGGCCGCGACCUCACCGACUAUUUGAUGAAGAUCCUCACAGAGCGCGGUUACUCAUUCACCACAACGGCCGAGAGAGAAAUCGUCCGUGACAUCAAGGAGAAGCUGUGCUAUGUCGCCCUCGACUUUGAGCAGGAGAUGGCCACCGCCGCCUCCAGCAGCUCCCUCGAGAAGUCCUACGAAUUACCUGACGGACAGGUCAUUACCAUUGGUAAUGAGCGAUUCCGUUGCCCUGAAGCCCUAUUCCAACCCUCAUUCUUGGGUAUGGAAGCUUGCGGCAUCCACGAGACAACGUACAACUCGAUCAUGAAGUGCGACGUCGACAUCCGUAAGGACUUGUACGCCAACACUGUGUUGUCCGGCGGCACCACCAUGUACCCCGGCAUCGCCGACCGCAUGCAGAAGGAGAUCACCGCGCUGGCUCCUUCCACCAUGAAGAUCAAGAUCAUCGCGCCCCCGGAGAGGAAGUACUCCGUAUGGAUCGGAGGAUCCAUCCUGGCUUCCCUCUCGACCUUCCAGCAGAUGUGGAUCUCGAAGCAGGAAUACGACGAGUCCGGCCCCUCGAUUGUGCACAGGAAGUGCUUCUAAGCGCGCUGCGCCCCCCGCGCCCCCGCAGCAGCCCGCGGCCCGGCCGGACCCGCGGCCGGCUGCU
Molecule: messenger RNA, 1313 nt
Organism: Papilio machaon (common yellow swallowtail)
Lineage: Eukaryota; Metazoa; Arthropoda; Insecta; Lepidoptera; Papilionidae
Product: actin-5C
Exons: 3
Coding region: 119-1249 (376 amino acids)
Biological process (GO): mitotic cytokinesis
Source: RefSeq, a predicted model, not a curated record